UCUGGCUCACCCUAUAUAUAUUGUGAUUGUGAUUGAGUGAGAGAGAUAAGUAGCGAUGCGAUGUUUUCCGGCGAGGAGGAGGCGAUGUUGUCGAACGUGAGCCUGCAGUCUCUUCUGUCUCUGAAUCUGAACCCUUCCAUAUUGGGGGAGGGGUUGCCGACGUUGGCGUCUCUAACCGAGGAAGUGGAGUGGCGGGAGCAGAAGCGGCAGCGCGUGGUGAUUCCGCAGAGCAACCUGGCGCGGCAGCGGAGGCAGAAGCUGAGCGAGAAGACGCGGUGCCUGCAGAAGCUGAUGCCCUGGGACAAGAAAAUGGACCAGGCCACGCUCCUAGAAGAGGCCUAUAAGUACGUGAAGUUCUUGCAGGCCCAAUUACGCGUCCUCCACUCCAUGCCCUCCACCUCCGCCUCCAACAACACGCCCUUCCUUCUCCAAAACGGCGGCGUUUUCCAGAGCCUCAACCGCACCCAGCUCCUUCAGGUUCUCGUCAACUCCCCCGUUGCCCAAACCAUGCUCUACUCCCAAGGCUUCUGCGUUUUCUCCCUCGAACAGUUGUCUUUGCUUAGGAAACUCUCCGAAAGGAGGUUGGCACUUGCAGCCUCUGCCUCCAAAACUCUCUUCAACUCACACUCACUUUCUUAGCCUUUUGCUUUAGUUUACGCUUACAAUGUUGCUCUAGUCUUUACUACACAUUUACUAUACUUGUUUUGCUUCACCAUUUCCUCUACUGUUUGAAUAUUGAAACUAGUCUCUACCUAUAUUUUGGGCUUUCAUUAGCUGCUAACUCCCAACCUUUUACGU
Messenger RNA from Cajanus cajan (pigeon pea), 798 nucleotides. Its product is annotated as basic helix-loop-helix (bHLH) DNA-binding superfamily protein. Gene Ontology annotation, biological process: regulation of DNA-templated transcription. Lineage: Eukaryota; Viridiplantae; Streptophyta; Magnoliopsida; Fabales; Fabaceae. The record is from RefSeq and is a predicted model, not a curated record. Gene Ontology annotation, molecular function: protein dimerization activity; DNA-binding transcription factor activity.